UCGCAGCUCCGGCCUGGCCCGUGACAGAGACCCGGAGGGACGCGGGGUCACGAGCGCAGCAAACAUCCUCCUAGAUCGUUUCCGCUCCGCAGGGGCAAGAGAAAGGACUUGGAGCGAGUGACAGCUUCCUCCCUACCCACGGUCGGCGCGGGUCUUCCGCAAGAAGCAGGGAUAGGCUGGGGCGCUAGGGGGCGUGCCCUACGGCCCAGCGAUAGGCUGUUUAUGGAAAAGGGCAGGGCCUCGGUGCCAGACGCUCUCCAGUAGGCUGUCAGAGUUGAAGGGGCGUGUCCCCGGUGCUAGGCGCGGUAUGAUAGGCUGCUUAGCGUGCGGGGGGGGACUCCCGGCGGCAGCAGCCUCCAGGGGCUGAGGUCCGUCUCGGCGGUAGCGGCGGAAGUCUCGCGAGGGAGCGUAGCCGGGAUUUGGCGGCUGGCUGCCUCCCUCUCGCUGGCUGCGAGGAGCUGCCUGGUGUUUGUGUGGAAGGGGGAGGAGGAGAAGGAAAGGAAGCGAGAGGAGCCCGAGCCCCGUCGCCUGCCCGCCGAGGGGAGCGGACCGGACCCUCCGCCCGCUCGUCCCCUCCCUCGCCCCGCCAUGGCCUCGGGAGACACCCUGUACAUCGCCACGGACGGCUCGGAGAUGCCGGCCGAGAUCGUGGAGCUGCACGAGAUCGAGGUGGAGACCAUCCCGGUGGAGACCAUCGAGACGACCGUGGUGGGCGGCGAGGAGGACGAGGACGAGGAGGAUGAGGACGAAUGCUGCGAGGAGUGCGGCCCGCACCACCCGCCCCAUCACUACCACCACCACCAUCAGCCCAUGAUCGCGCUGCAGCCGCUCGUCUCGGACGGAGACCCCAGCGGAGCAGGCGGCGGCGCGGGCGGCGGCGGCGGGGGGCAGCUCCACCUGCACCAUCACCAGGAGGUGAUCCUGGUGCAGACCCGUGAGGAGGUGGUGGGGGGAGACGACUCGGACGGGCUGCGGGCAGACGACGGUUUCGAGGACCAGAUCCUCAUCCCGGUGCCGGCUCCCGCCGGGGAGGACGAGUAUAUCGAGCAGACCCUGGUCACCGUGGCCGCCGCCGGUAGCAAGAGCGGUGGGGGCGGCGGCUCGUCCUCGGCCGGAGGCCGCGUCAAGAAGGGCGGCAGCGGAAAGAAGAGCAGCAAGAAGAGUUACCUGAGCGGGGGAGGCGGCGGUGGGGCUGAAGGCGGCGGAGGCAGGAAAUGGGAGCAGAAGCAGGUGCAGAUCAAGACCCUGGAGGGGGAGUUCUCGGUCACCAUGUGGGCCUCGGAUGAUAAAAAAGACAUUGACCAUGAAACAGUGGUGGAAGAACAGAUCAUUGGCGAGAACUCUCCACCUGAUUACUCAGAGUACAUGACAGGAAAGAAACUUCCUCCUGGAGGAAUACCUGGCAUUGACCUUUCAGACCCCAAGCAGCUAGCUGAAUUUGCUAGAAUGAAGCCACGAAAAAUUAAAGAAGAUGAUGCUCCAAGAACGAUAGCAUGUCCUCACAAAGGCUGCACAAAAAUGUUCAGGGACAAUUCUGCUAUGAGGAAGCAUCUGCACACUCAUGGUCCUCGAGUACACGUAUGUGCAGAAUGUGGCAAGGCCUUUGUGGAGAGUUCCAAACUAAAGCGACAUCAGCUAGUUCAUACUGGAGAGAAGCCCUUUCAGUGCACGUUUGAAGGAUGUGGAAAGCGAUUUUCACUGGACUUCAAUUUACGCACACAUGUGCGAAUUCACACUGGCGACAGGCCCUAUGUGUGCCCGUUUGACGGCUGUAAUAAGAAGUUCGCUCAAUCAACUAACCUGAAAUCUCACAUCUUAACACACGCUAAGGCCAAAAACAACCAGUGAAAGUAAGCGAGAAGAAAGCUCUUGAACUCUCAAAGCAUCUUACAGGAGUAUGGGAAUAAAUAUGCCUCCCCUUUGUAUAUUGUUUCUAGGAAAGAAUUUUAAAAAAAGAACCCUACCCACCUAAAGGACAUGUUUUGAUAAAGUAGUAAAUAAAUAAAUAAAAACUUUAAGAUGACGUUACUAAGAUGCUCUACCUUGCUCUGUAAUCCAAUUUCAAGAACACGGUGUUUUGUAAAGUGUGCUCCCAACAGGAGGGGACAAUUGAUGAACUUGCAUCAAAAAGAGACAAUUCUUUAUACAACAGUGCUAAAAUUGGACUUCUUUUCACAUUCUUAUAAAUAUGAAGCUCACCUGUUGCUUACAAUUUUUUUAAUUUUGUAUUUUCCAAGUGUGCAUAUUGUACACUUUUUGGGGAUAUGCUUAGUAAUGCUAUGUGUGAUUUUUCUGGAGGUUGAUAACUUUGCUUGCAGUAGAUUUUCUUUAAAAGAAUGGGCAGUUACAUGCAUACUUCAAAAGUAUUUUCCUGUAAAAAAAAAAGUUAUAUAGGUUUUGUUUGCUAUCUUAAUUUUGGUUGUAUUCUUUGAUGUUAACACAUUUUUGUAUAAUUGUAUCGUAUAGCUGUAAUGAAAUCAUGUAGUAUCAAAUAUUAGAUGUGAUUUAAUAGUGUUAAUCAAUUUAAACCCAUUUUAGUCACUUUUUUUGGAAAAAUACUGCCAGAUGCUGAUGUUCAGUGUAAUUUCUCUUUGCCUGUUCAGUUACGGAAAGUGGUGCUCAGUUGUAGAAUGUAUUGUACAGGCACUGACCUUUUAUUAACACCUGAUAAUAUGUACAUCCCAUGUAAUAGAAAGGACAACAAUAAAACAGUGGUCCUAAAGAAAGAGUAUGGCAGAAGAUGAUCUGUAAGCACAGUCUAUUUUCUUUUUUUGUCCAGAAUAAUUAUAGUUCUUGAACCUCCCAGAAAUUGGAAGCUUAAAUAAAACUCAAGUUUCCUUUA
Trachemys scripta elegans is the source of this 2842-nucleotide messenger RNA. It is a transcript of the gene YY1, whose product is annotated as YY1 transcription factor. The record is from RefSeq and is a predicted model, not a curated record. Gene Ontology annotation, cellular component: transcription regulator complex; PcG protein complex. The transcript has 5 exons. Gene Ontology annotation, molecular function: DNA-binding transcription factor activity, RNA polymerase II-specific; RNA polymerase II cis-regulatory region sequence-specific DNA binding. Gene Ontology annotation, biological process: regulation of transcription by RNA polymerase II. Lineage: Eukaryota; Metazoa; Chordata; Testudines; Emydidae. Bases 589 to 1848 code for a protein of 419 amino acids.